CGUGGGCUUAGGUCGUUGGCUGUGGCUAGCUAUACAGGAAGUGCCAGAGAAAACAAAAGACAGUGUGGGAACCCCUUGGCAAUUUGUUGGAUUGUUGCCCCUCUUUGAUCCUCCUCGUCAUGAUAGCGCUGAAACCAUUCGCAGGGCCUUGAAUCUUGGCGUUAAUGUUAAAAUGAUCACUGGUGAUCAACUUGCAAUCGACAAGGAGACCGGUUGUAAACUUGGAAUGCAUGGGAACAAACAUGUACCCAUCUGCUUCUUUACUUGGCCAACAUAAUUAAGAUGCAUCUAUUACUGCUCUUCCGGUGGAGGAACUUAUUGAAAAAGUUGAUGGUUUUGCUGAAGUGUUUGCAGAACACAAAUAUGAAAUCGUGAAGAAAUUGCAAGAGAGGAAGCACGUUGUUGGAAUGACAAGAGAUGGUGUAAAUGAUGCUCCGACUUUAAAGAAGGUUGAUAUUGGAAUCACAUGCGGUUGCUGAUUCUAUUGAUGCUGCAAGAGGCACAUCUGAUAUUGAGCUUAUGAUCCAGGGCUAAGUGUUAUUAACAUUGUUGUCUUAACUAGUAGAGCCAUUUUCUAGAGGAUGAAGAACUACACACUAUCUAUGCAGUUUCCAUCACAAUACGUAUUGUGUUCGGUUUCAUGUUUAUUGCUUUGAUAUGGAAGUAUGACUUCUCUGCUUUUAUGGUUCUUAUCAUAGCCAUUCUAAACGAUGGAACCAUCAUGACAAUCUCAAAGGAUAGAGUAAAACCAUCACCAUUACCAGAUAGUUGGAAAUUGAAGGAGAUUUUUUCCACUAGUGUUGUUCUUGGAAGUUAUUUGGCAUUGAUGACAGCGGUCUUCUUCUGGAUUAUGCAUGACACCGACUUUUUCUCUGAUAAAUUUGGAGUGAGGUCGCUGAGGAAUAGCGAUGAGGAAAUGAUGGCAGCACUAUACCUACAAGUCAGUAUAGUGAGCCAAGCUCUCAUCUUUGUCACCAGAUCCCAAAGCCGGUCUUUUAUUGAACGCCCAUGACUUCUGUUACUU
Messenger RNA from Cuscuta epithymum, 1024 nucleotides. The record is from the annotation of a GenBank genome assembly. NCBI's taxonomy places the organism in Eukaryota, Viridiplantae, Streptophyta, Magnoliopsida, Solanales, Convolvulaceae.